UUUUUCACAGUAAAUAAAAGUCAGACAGUAUACAUAUUUUGUAAAAUUUCAAUAUUUUGUACGGAAUAUUUGUUAACACUGCAUAAUGUCGCUCUUUGAUGACUACUUGGAAUCAGUUCAAGCUUCUAAUAGCAAUGAUAAUAAUAAUAAUAAAUCGAAUGAUAUUUUAAAUAAGAAUGAAGAGUUGACUGUAAUGUCAAAGAAUAUGAAGAAAGCAACUGGCUAUAUAGCAGUUGGUUCGUAUGAACAUGGAGACCCUAUGUUUUCUCUUCAAUAUGUUCAAUUUCAACUACCCGACACAUUAGUUGAUCUUGCUGUUCAAAACAAUAUAUUGGCAGCUAUUCUCGAUAAUUUUCGUAUUAUAAGAAUCGAUCUUGAUAAUCCCCUGGAAGUCGACAUGGUUGAGAUUUCGAGAAAGUCAACUUCGAAUAAAGCUAUUAAAUUGUUUUUGGAUCCCACAGGUCGGCAUAUUAUAGUGACAUCAAGUAAUGGUGAAAAUUAUUACUUGUUCCAUAAAUGGAGAAGAACAAAGGAAUUAUCAAAACUAAGAGAUAUCACAAUUACUUCGAUUGCCUGGAACAAAUAUGUGAGCCCUUCUAGUCCAACAACUGGAGAAAUCUUAGUAGGCACGAAUACUGGUAUUGUUUAUGAGACAUGUAUAGAGCCGACUGAUGAAUUCUUUAAACGUGAAGAAAAAUAUAUGACUAAAGUAUUUUCAUUAAAUGAGCCAUCAAUGCCCAUUACCGGUUUACAAUUUGAACGAUUUCCAACUGAUCAUCAAAAGUAUUUUGUCAUGUUGUCAACACCCUCACGACUUUAUCAUUUUACUGGUUUUAUAAAUACAGAUGGUGAUAAAACUCUGUUUGCUUGUCUAUUUUCCAACUACGAGGAUCAUCCUGAGUUUCAAGAACUUCCUAGCGAUCUUAACUAUAGUCGUAUGUUAUUUUUUAACCGAUUCCCUGAAUUACAGAUGGAGGGCGUACCACAAGUGUUUGCAUGGUUAAUUGGGGUAGGAAUUUAUUAUGGCCAUCUCAGCUUUAAUGAGAAAGAUGAUCACCUUUUAAAUGAUGCUAAUUUAAUACCAUUCCCACCCACAACUUAUGAUGAGAAUACAGAUACCUUGAUUACAGAUCAACCUAUUUCAUUUAUCAUUACCGAGUUUCAUUUUGUGCUGCUCUAUAAGCGUUACGUGCGAGCUAUGUGUCGACUAAGUGAUAAGAUCGUAUACGAAGAGAUGAUCCCGCUCAAUCAAGAUGAGGUUGUGAGAGGUAUGACAGUUGAUGAUAUAAAGCGCACUUAUUGGAUUUAUACGUCGGACGCUAUUUAUGAGCUUGUGAUUCAUGAUGAGGAACGAGAUGUAUGGAAGCUCUAUUUGCAGAAGAAAGAAUAUGCAAUGGCACUACAAUAUUGUAAGGAGCCAUCGCAACGAACACAAGUUUAUACAGCGCAGGCUCAAGAAGAUUUUGAACAACACCGUUAUAUGGAAAGUGCCAAAUAUUUUGCCCAAAGUGCUGUGCCAUUUGAAGAAGUUGCACUCAAGUUUACGAAAAAGAAGGAAAGAGAUGCAUUACGGUUUUUCCUGAUAAGUCGAUUGGAACAAUUUGAUUCAAAUGAUCGCACUCAAAAGACAUUAAUAGCAACAUGGCUUGUAGAGCUUUACUUGCAAAAGAUGAACCAAUUAGAAGAAAUAACGGCCUCCAUCAAUUUCACCAACAACAGUAAUAAGAAAAUGAAUUCACAUUAUAAAGAUGAAUUACAAGAUAUUAAAGAUGAAUUCUAUACGUUCUUGGAAACAUUUGGCCAUUGUUUGCAUAUACCAACAACCUAUAAACUCAUCUCUCGUCAUGGCUUCAAUUCAGAAUUAUUAAAUUUUGCGUCUUAUAUUGGAGAUCAUGAAAAAAUAAUUGAACAUUGGAUUUCAGAAAAGAAUUGGGAAAGAGUCAUCAAAGCUUUGGAUGGUCAAAAUAAUCUCGAGUUAUUUUAUAAGUUUAGUACGCCACUAAUGGAAAACAUUCCUGAAAAAACAGUAGACGUAUGGAUUAAUUAUCCUAAAUUGAACCCGAGAUAUCUUAUUCCUGCACUGCUACGAUAUAAUCAUUCAAAUAAAAAUUCUGAGAAUCAAGCUAUUCGAUAUCUUUUCUAUGUGGUAUCUGUACUAGGCAAUAAAGAUCCAGUUAUUCAUAAUUUCCUUUUAACAUUAUAUGCGACACAGCCAACAGACGAUGAAACUGCACUUUUGACAUUUUUGAAAAAUGAGGGGCGAGAAAUGCAUUAUAAACUUGAUUAUGCUUUAAGGAUUUGCAGUCAAAAUGGACGAACACAAAGUUGUGUACAUCUUUACAGUCAAAUGGGUCUUUUCGAAGAAGCUGUAAACUUAGCCUUAGAGCAUCAUAACUUAAAUUUAGCAAAAUCCAGUGCUGAUAGACUCGAGGAUGAUAAUGCACUUCGAAAAAAACUAUGGAUUAAUAUUGCAAAAUAUGUUAUUCAAAACAAUAAAAACAUAAAAGUAGCUAUGCAAUUUUUAAAGAAAUGCGACUUGCUAAAGAUAGAAGAUAUUUUGCCAUUCUUUCCUGAUUAUGUGCUAAUCGAUGACUUUAAAGAUGAGAUUUGCUCUGCAUUAGAAGAAUAUAAUAUUAGUAUAGAAGAGCUUAAGGUAGAAAUGGAUGAAGCCACUUCAAGUGCUGAGCAUAUUCGAAUCGAUGUUCGUAAACUACGUAAGAGGUUUUCCAUUAUUGAUAAGGAACAAACUUGCUAUUUAUGCAAAUUUCCUUUGCUGACCCGGCAGUUUUAUGUGUUUUCUUGUAAUCACGAAUAUCAUGUAGAUUGCCUAAGAAAUAGAGUUGCAAAAGAUUUACCUACACGUCAAAUUAAAAAACUAGCAGAUAUUCAAGAGCAACUUUCGCAUGAAUUUAAGCUAGUUAGAACUCUACAGACAAUGGACGAAGAAAAGGAAAUUGCUUUACGUAUUGAUGAGUUAAGGCAUCAAUUUGAUCAUAUUAUUGCGAAUCAAUGUGUAAUGUGUGGUGAUAUUAUGAUUAAUUCGAUUGAUGUACCCUUUAUUGGAGAAGAUGAAGCUGAUGUAGCUGCUAGUUGGGUUAUUUAAAUUAGGGAAUUUGUUGUGUAAAUACCAUUAUAUACAUAAAUAUUUAUAUACAUAUAUAUCAACCUUUUUUUUUUCCUUGUAUUUAAAAUGGAUGAAAUUGCUUUCUACAGUUAUAAGAAAAGUAUUUUUAUGUCAUAAUAAAUUUUGUUCACAUUAAUCAACAUACCUAUAAUUUAUUAUAAAAACGAA
Molecule: messenger RNA, 3292 nt
Organism: Cokeromyces recurvatus
Lineage: Eukaryota; Fungi; Mucoromycota; Mucoromycetes; Mucorales; Mucoraceae
Product: Pep3/Vps18/deep orange family-domain-containing protein
Exons: 12
Coding region: 86-3103 (1005 amino acids)
Biological process (GO): organelle fusion; vesicle-mediated transport; endosome organization
Cellular component (GO): endosome; HOPS complex
Molecular function (GO): protein-macromolecule adaptor activity
Source: RefSeq, a predicted model, not a curated record